Messenger RNA from Cuculus canorus (common cuckoo), 1659 nucleotides. It is a transcript of the gene JUND, whose product is annotated as JunD proto-oncogene, AP-1 transcription factor subunit. Lineage: Eukaryota; Metazoa; Chordata; Aves; Cuculiformes; Cuculidae. The record is from RefSeq and is a predicted model, not a curated record. Gene Ontology annotation, molecular function: transcription factor binding; DNA-binding transcription factor activity, RNA polymerase II-specific; RNA polymerase II cis-regulatory region sequence-specific DNA binding. The transcript has a single exon. Gene Ontology annotation, cellular component: transcription regulator complex. Bases 124 to 1068 code for a protein of 314 amino acids. Gene Ontology annotation, biological process: regulation of cell cycle; regulation of transcription by RNA polymerase II; regulation of cell population proliferation.
UGUGUGCGCGCGUGGAGAGGGGUCGUCGUUCCCCGUCGCUUUCCCCCCCCCCAAAUCGGCCCCGUACCUUCCCCCUCCCCCCGCCCCGGCGCCGUUUCCCCCGCAGCCGGGCGGGGGAGGAGGAUGGAAACACCCUUCUACCAUGAUGAUGUGUUGAGCGGCCUGGGCAGCGGCUUCGCCCCGUCCUCCGGUAGCAGCGGGCUCCUCCUGCCCUUCCACGGCGGCAGCAUGAUGAAGAAGGACGCGCUCGGGAUGGCCUUACCGGAGCAGGUAGCGGCGGCUUUGAAAGCACCGGGAGGUGCGAGCAGCGGCGAAGCGGCGGGGCUGCUGGGCUCGGCGGAGCUGGGGCUGCUGAAGCUGGCGUCCCCCGAGCUGGAGCGGCUCAUCAUCCAGUCCAACGGGCUGGUGACCACCACCCCGACCAGCGGGCAGUUCCUCUACCCCAAAGCGGCCGCCUCCGAGGAGCAGGAGUUCGCCGAAGGCUUCGUGAAAGCGCUGGAGGAUUUGCACAAGCAGAACCAGCUGGGAGCGGCCGGAGGAGGAGGAGGAGGUGGAGGAAGCAGCAGCAGCAGCAGCAACGCGGGCGACUUGCCCGCCGCCGGGCUCGCCCCGGAGCCUCCGGUUUACGCCAACCUCAGCACUUACCCCGCCGUCAGCUACGCCGCGGACCCCGGGCCCUUCGCGGCUCCCCCCCCGCGGCUCCCCCCGCCGCCGCCGCCCCCUCCUCCUCCGUUAAAGGACGAACCGCAGAUCGUCCCGGAGGUGCCGAGCUUCGGGGAGAGCCCCCCGCUCUCCCCCAUCGACAUGGACACGCAGGAGCGCAUCAAGGCGGAGAGGAAACGGCUGAGGAAUCGCAUCGCCGCUUCCAAGUGCCGUAAGAGGAAACUGGAGAGGAUCUCCCGCCUGGAGGAGAAGGUGAAGAGCCUCAAGAGCCAGAACACGGAGUUGGCCUCCACCGCCAGCCUCCUGCGCGAGCAGGUCGCCCAGCUCAAGCAGAAGGUGCUCAGCCACGUCAACAGCGGCUGCCAGCUCCUGCCCCAGCACCAGCACCAGGUGCCGGCGUACUGAGCACCGGGGGCACGGACUGGGGGGGCUGCAUCGCCCCCAGCCCCCGGGCAUGGACCGGGGGACACGGACAGGGGGGUUCAUGGCCCCCCAAUCCCCGGGCAUGGACCGAGGGGGCAUGGACAGGGGGGUUCAUCGCCCCCCAACCUCCGGGCAUGGACCAGGGGACACGGACAGGGGGGGUUCAUCGCCCCCCAACCUCUGGGCAUGGACCAGGGGACACGGACAGGGGGGGUUCAUGGCCCCCCAACCCCUGGCAUGGACUGAGGGGGCUUCACCCCUCCUGCAGGGACCGAGGAGCCUUUUUUUCUCCAGCCCCCAGGGAUCGUGGGGGACACAGAUUGAGACUGCUUCACCCCUGGGCACGGACUGAAGGGUCUUCUUUCCCCCCACUCCACGGGGGACCGAGGGUGUUUCCCACCACCCCCCCAGCAUGGACUGAGGGGCCCCACGGAACUGGGAGGGGGGGUGGGUUUGAAAUGGGGGGAGUGGGGGCUGCCCUCCCACCCUGUGAAUGGACUGAAGGGGGGAGCCUGGGACUCCCCCACACCCCAGACAUUCCAGUCAGGCCCCAGUAAAACCCCACAACUUGGA